This is a messenger RNA of Acanthaster planci (crown-of-thorns starfish), 2062 nucleotides long. RefSeq names its product ATPase PAAT-like. The record is from RefSeq and is a predicted model, not a curated record. Lineage: Eukaryota; Metazoa; Echinodermata; Asteroidea; Valvatida; Acanthasteridae.
AACGUUCUCAAGUUAGUUAGUUUAAUGGUGCCGUGCAGUCGAGAAUUUUUAAGUUCUUGUUUCUUCUUUGUUUGUCUUUACAACGUGGAAGAGCCAAAUCAAGUAAAAAGGCAAACGUGAAUUGUCCGAGAACUAGGCACGCAUCUACCGUUCUACAUUGUAGGAGUGGAGCUGUUCUGUCGUCACCGUUAAUACUCAUAGGCCUAGGCCAUUUUUGAUGUAGAAAUGGACCACCAAAGUGUCCGUCUAACAUCGACAUGGAACGUUCAGGGCCCAUAUGAUAUCAACAGCAUUUUGCAGAUUCAACAAGAAGAUGAAAGUCCACAUCUGCCACGAGUAUCAACACACAGUAUCAAAUUAGUUCCCCCAUCAUCAACUAAUGACAGCAAUGAGGGGGACACACCAUCUUGCCAGCUGGUGUUCUCUUGCCAACCACGCAUCGCCGUCAGGUCAGUCGAAAUCAUCAGCAAUGCUCGUCACGUGGAAUUGUAUGACAAUCAGGACUCGUACUGCUAUACAGUCAGGGGAGAGAGACUUGCUGAAAGAGGUGGAGACCAACAAACAAACAUGAUAGCGUAUUCUGCAAGCCUAUCCAUUGACAAUCCCAUGCCACGAUGCAGAUUGAAGUUAGUUUCGUUGACUGACAAAUGUCAAUUGAUGCUAAGCCAACUUCAGAUCACCACCACAAGGAUAGAGGAGGGAUCUUAUAGUAUGACUGGAGGGCGUAGCAUCGAUAUGGCCAAAGUAAGGGAUAUCAUGUCCACGCUACAGCAGCCUAUAUCAGCCAAUGUACAGAGUCUGAUGCAGACGAUUGAGCAGUAUCAGAAGAACCAGGCCUCUGUACUUGAUGAUUUCCAACAGACAGCGCGAGCUCAGCUGUCGUCAUCUGGAGACCCUAAGGCUUCGCUUGCAUCCAACAUGGCAGGGUUGCUUUCUGCCUUCUCCAAAGCCAGCUCACUCCAGCAGCAAGCAGCUAAGACUCCUGCAGCCACGAGUGGGGGCGAUGUUGCCCUUACGGAAUCCAGCAACCUCCCGAGAUUUGAGACUCAACCUCGUGAUGGGUCACCAGCCACUGCCCAACCACCCAACACGGACACCCUGGCCAAGCUGAUGGCUUCGUUUGGCAUGGGGAGGGCGCCAGACAGGGCUGAGCACACAGAGGGCAAUGCAUCAGCUGAAUCAUUGGGCAUGCUCAGUGCACUAAGGGCAGUGUGUAGGGAUGUCAGUCUCAUGAGGGCAGCAGACAGACAGGCUGCUGAGAGGGCGUAUGGCCCCGAGAGGAGAGAUGAUCAGGGGGAGGGGUCCACCUCUGAAAAUACCAGACAAGCAGACAAAAUGCCCCUACGCAGUGGAAUGGCCGAGCUUGAGCAGAGACUCAUGGGAUACAUUGCUGCUGCAGAGAAGAGGAUCUUGGGAAGGCUAGAUCAGCAAAUGGAGCUGCUACAAGACCACAUAGACUCGAGAUUCAACACACUGGAAGCGUUACUUGAAGGCAGAGCUGGCAGCUCGAGUGUUUCCAGAGAAAGUGAACUUGUUUCAGAAGAACCAGACUGAUUCUGAUCUUUGUAGGACAGAACUGAAAUUUUAUUUACAUUUCAGCUCAAAGAAGCUAUUAUAUACAGAGCUGUGGGCAGAACAUUUAGAAAUAUAUGUACACAGUUUUCUAAACAUUAAUUGAUAAGAUAUUUUGAGGCUCUGAAUCAUUCAAAAACAAGGUGUCAGUCACUCAGCAUAAUGGACCUUCAGCAAUUAUUUUUAAAAAGGCAGUUUUCUACUGAUGUAAUUAAGUGCAAACAAAUGACAAGAACUAAUUUAAGUUGUUUAAUUGACAUCCUUGUUUCAUCAGAACUAAGAGUAGAUCCCAAGUGAGAUAACCUCAUAUUUAAUUCUUGUGUGAAAACAAUUGCUUUCAUAUUCAAUACAUCUGUUUCUUUGGGAAAAAGACUACAGAUGUACUGAAUAAUGAAAUAAAUACCUCAUUGAAUAAAUAGCUGCAUUACAAAGUUUCAACAGUUCCUUGUCAAUUUGAAGACAAAAUAUUUGUCUAUUCUCUUGAGGAUUA